UGAUGGACCUACUUGGUAUGAGCGAGUGCCACAACCAGGAAAACAGAAAACAUGAUAGGAUAGAAGCCAGCAAGGGAGAGUAGCAAUGGCAUGCUCACUCACACUGCCAACACCUCCUUCUCUUUCUUCUUCUUCUUCUUCUUCUUCUUCUAAUCUUCCCACCUUCCACCGCCACACCCACUCUCUCUUUUGCAGCGGAGCAGCGUUCACGCGCCUCCGCCAUCGCCGAGCCUCGAACUCCCUCUCGCUUGUUCCCUCUGCGGGGAAAGAAGACACUGACCUUCGUGUCUCUUCUAUUCAGGAGCAGCAACGCGACGAUGAUGAACCAACCCCCGAGGACCUUCAAUACGUCGACCAAAUCAAAAAGGUUUUGGAGCUUCUCAGGAAAAACCGGGACAUGCUCUUCGGCGAGGUCAAAUUAACUAUAAUGAUUGAGGACCCCAGAGAAGUGGAAAGAAGAAGAUUACUUGGUAUUGAAUAUUCUGAAGGACCUACAAGAGAUGAUCUAGUUGAUGCUUUGGAUGAAGUCAAUGAAGGAAAAAUUCCAAAGAAUAGAGCUGCUCUCCAGAUGCUUGCUGAGGAAUUGGCUGCAUGGCCUAAUCUGGAGGAAGAAGUGUCGAAGAAAAAACCCAGAAAAUCUCUCUAUGCAAAGGCCACUGACACAGGAAUCGAUCCUGAAGUGGCUGCAAAGAAACUGAACAUUGAUUGGGAUUCUGCUGCUGAAAUUGAAGAGACAAAUGCUGACGAUGAUACAGAAGUGCCUCCAGUUGUGGGCUAUGGAGCUUUAUACUUGGUUUCGGCUUUCCCAAUUAUUAUAGGUAUUUCAGUAGUUCUAAUUUUGUUUUAUAAUUCCCUCCAGUAGGAGCUGGUAUUCCCCUCAAAUUCAGUGUAUAAUAUUACACUAUAUUGAAAUGAGUUAGUAUAUCGCAAUGUUCACCUAACAUCGUCACAAGCUUGUUAGCCUAAUUGUAUUACAUAAUCCAUCUUUUUGAGGAAAGGUGCCCACGAAAGAAAAGCCAAUGCUUGCCCCUAUAAGUGGUGGUUUAUUUUUCCCACUCAAUAAAUGUAUGUUGAUCUAAUUA
Cajanus cajan (pigeon pea) is the source of this 1082-nucleotide messenger RNA. RefSeq names its product death domain associated protein (gene CEST). The record is from RefSeq and is a predicted model, not a curated record. Gene Ontology annotation, biological process: photosystem I assembly; response to photooxidative stress. Gene Ontology annotation, cellular component: chloroplast thylakoid membrane. Lineage: Eukaryota; Viridiplantae; Streptophyta; Magnoliopsida; Fabales; Fabaceae.